UUGAGCGCACACAGUGCACCUUCACCGCCUCGCCGGAUGGGCUGCUCAUUCAGAGCCCCAGCAGCCAGCGCUCAGCCCCGAGACAGCACUCAAUAAACACUACAGCCCUGAGACAGCACUCAAUAAACACUUUGACGCGACUGGAUGUUUUACAGAACCGAUGCGUGAGGAAAUGUCGAGUGUGGUGUGUGUGAAGGAGGUGGAGGGGCAGGGUGACCCUGCAGAGAAGCUGUCCCAAGAUGAGCUGCUGUGUCGGACACGGGAGGUGAUGCAGGGGCUGGAGGCUCUGCGUGCUGAACACCAGGCCAUCCUGGAGGGUCUAAUGGGAACACUGCGUUGCCUCAAACAAACCCAGGAAGGCCGUGCUGUCGAGGAGAAGACUGUCAUGAUUCAGCGCUCGCUGGAAAUGUUAGAGCUCGGUCUUAGUGAAGCACAGGUAAUGAUGGCUCUUUCAGGGCACCUGAGUGCAGUGGAGGCUGAGAAACAGAAGCUUCGAGCACAGGUCCGGCGGCUAUGCCAGGAGAAUCAGUGGCUGCGUGAUGAGCUGGCAGGCACACAGCAGCGGCUGCAGAAGAGUGAACAGAGCGUGGCCCAGCUGGAGGAGGAAAAGAAGCACCUGGAGUUCAUGAAUCAGCUAAAAAAAUAUGACCAGGAUCUCAGCCCAACAGAUGAUAAAGACUCUGACUCGAGCAGGGAGACUCUGGAUGAUCUUUUCCCUGAUGAUCAGGAUGAACCAGCCUCUGGCAUCCAGCCCCCACACAGCAGUGCUGUAGCAGCAGCUCAGCAGGGAGGCUAUGAGAUUCCCGCCCGGCUCCGAACCCUGCACAACCUGGUGAUCCAGUAUGCCUCUCAGGGCCGCUAUGAGGUGGCUGUGCCGCUGUGUAAACAGGCGCUGGAAGACUUGGAGAAGACCUCGGGCCACAACCACCCUGAUGUCGCCACAAUGCUUAACAUUCUUGCCCUCGUCUACAGGGACCAGAAUAAGUACAAAGAGGCUGCGAACCUUCUGAAUGAUGCACUUGAUAUCAGAGAGAAAACACUGGGCAAAGACCAUCCUGCGGUGGCCGCUACACUGAAUAAUUUGGCUGUACUUUAUGGGAAGCGUGGGAAAUACAAAGAGGCAGAACCACUUUGCAAAAGGGCACUGGAAAUCAGAGAAAAGGUGCUAGGGAAGGACCACCCAGAUGUGGCGAAGCAGCUAAAUAACCUGGCUUUGCUGUGUCAGAACCAGGGCAAGUAUGAUGAGGUGGAAUAUUAUUACCAGAGAGCCCUUAACAUCUAUCAGACCAAGCUGGGUCCUGAUGACGCCAACGUAGCCAAGACCAAAAACAAUCUGGCCUCAUGUUAUCUGAAGCAAGGGAAGUUUAAGCAAGCAGAGACUCUCUAUAAAGAAAUCCUAACAAGAGCCCAUGAGAGGGAGUUUGGCUCCGUGGAUGGUGAGAACAAGCCAAUCUGGAUGCAUGCAGAGGAGAGAGAGGAACAGAGUAAAGGAAAGCAGAAAGAUGGCUCCCCAUAUGUAGAGUAUGGUGGCUGGUACAAAGCCUGCAAAGUGGACAGCCCCACUGUAACGACCACACUGAAGAACCUGGGUGCUCUGUACAGGCGGCAGGGCAAGUUUGAGGCCGCUGAGACUCUGGAGGAAGCUGCAAUGCGCUCCAAAAAAAAGGGUCUGGACUCAGCCCAUAAACAGCGUGUGGCGGAGGUUCUGGGGGAUCCAGAGGCUCAGGAGAAGCAGCGUAGUAGAGAGAGUCUGAUAUCUGACACGGUCAAGUACGAGAGUGGCCCAGAUGGAGGAGAGGAAGUGAGUAUGAGCGUCGAAUGGAAUGGGGAUGGCUCGGGAUCAUUAAAGCGCAGCGGCUCUUUCAGUAAACUCCGAGCCUCAAUUCGCCGUAGCAGUGAGAAACUCGUCCGCAAGCUCAAAGGAGGCAGCUCACGAGAAAACGAACCUAAGAAUCCUGGCAUGAAGAGGGCCAGCUCUCUGGGGGUUCUCAACGUACCGGACAAACCUGUGGGCGAACUCUUCAAAGAACGAAAUAAUCGUCUGAGGAAGAGUCGGGAUCUGAGUGCCAGUCACACUGACCUAGCGCAUUGAAGCUCUGCAUAGCAUGUGGUGGUGAAAUUGAGAGGGUUCAAGUGAGGGCACGGACUGAGGCAACUUCUACACCCUUCUCUCAACCUCGACUCUUAUUUUUCCGUAGGAAGCCCUUUACAGACAUUUUACCUUUACUUGCUUUUACUUUCCAGAACUAAGCAAACAAUUUGUAACUUGUGUAAUGUCUUUGGACAACACUAGAAAUUAUACGAUCACCUGCUGAAUAAGUGGAACUAACAAUCAUGCAUUCUCAACCCACUCCCAGACCCAAAAGUGUGAGUACUGAAAUGCAUUUUGCAAUGCACCUGUGAACCUGCAGGUCAAACUCAUCAAAUAAAAUUUAACGUGGCACAUUAUUCAGGCUCAGGCUAGGGAUUUACACAUUCAUUGCACUUUCAACCCAAUAAUUAAUGUUUUGUCUGUCCUUUUAUUUUUUUAUUAGUUUUUAUCAUCUCUUUGUCUCACGUGUGUGUGUGUGUGUGUGUGUAGGAUAUGGUAACCUGACUGUGAUUUUGGAUGUGUGCGUCUAGUUGUGGGAAAUGUGCUUUAUUCCUAUUUGUUAAUUUUUUACCCAGUUCAUUUUUAGUAACAUUAGACAUUCAGCUUCAUAAGUUUGUCCUGCGGCGGCACGGUGGUGUAGUGGUUAGCGCUGUCGCCUCACAGCAAGAAGGUCCGGGUUCGAGCCCCGUGGCCGGCGAGGGCCUUUCUGUGCG
Neoarius graeffei (lesser salmon catfish) is the source of this 2805-nucleotide messenger RNA. RefSeq names its product kinesin light chain 1a (gene klc1a). Lineage: Eukaryota; Metazoa; Chordata; Actinopteri; Siluriformes; Ariidae. The transcript is spliced from 17 exons. Gene Ontology annotation, biological process: axo-dendritic transport. Gene Ontology annotation, molecular function: kinesin binding. The record is from RefSeq and is a predicted model, not a curated record. Gene Ontology annotation, cellular component: kinesin complex; cytoplasm; membrane-bounded organelle. The coding region runs from base 161 to 2092 and encodes 643 amino acids.